ACGUGUUAUACGCAACAAUGGACCAGUAGAAGAGGGGAAAAACAACAAUGUUGUUAAAGAAAUAGAAGAGACAGAAAGCAAUAGUGAACAGAUGGUUACGAUGGAGUCAACUGUUGGAGAUAGCUAA
Messenger RNA from Racocetra persica, 127 nucleotides. The record is from the annotation of a GenBank genome assembly. Lineage: Eukaryota; Fungi; Glomeromycota; Glomeromycetes; Diversisporales; Gigasporaceae.